Lotus japonicus is the source of this 1900-nucleotide messenger RNA. Its product is annotated as neryl diphosphate diphosphatase, chloroplastic-like. The record is from RefSeq and is a predicted model, not a curated record. Bases 243 to 1802 code for a protein of 519 amino acids. Lineage: Eukaryota; Viridiplantae; Streptophyta; Magnoliopsida; Fabales; Fabaceae. The transcript is spliced from 7 exons. Gene Ontology annotation, molecular function: magnesium ion binding; terpene synthase activity.
CAUAGGAAAAAAAAAGCCACCUACGCGGCAAGAACAUUUAUACAUUGUACGUGCAUUCGGCCAAGAAAAGAAGUAUGUUCCAUGUGAUACAUGCACUGAAUUUCAUCACUAGCUCACUGAAAAAGGCAAGCUUAUGUUAUAAAUAGCUCCACAUAUCGUCCCUUCAACUUAAACUGCCAACUUCUAAAGCUAGCUAGCACGGAAGAACCAAAGUCUGUUUUAUUUACACCAUAAAUUCCAGCAUGGAUGUUGUCUAUGUCAAACAAGAACUGAUUUUGAAGGAAGCAAAGGAUGUGUACAAGAAUCUUAUCAGGGAGGAUCCGAUGGAAGGUCUGUAUAUGACUGACAUUAUCCAAAGGCUUGGCAUUGAACACCUCUUUGAAGAGGAAAUUGAAGCAGCUCUUAGAAAUCAACAUUUGAUAUUGAGCAGCCAUCCCAGUGAUUUUGUCACUAGCCAUGAUCUGUAUGAAGUUGCCCUUACAUUCCGCUUGCUCAGACAAGGAGGCCAUUACUGCAAUGAAGAUAUGUUUGAUAGCUUGAAGUGUAACAAAAGAAAGUUAAGAGAAAACCAUGGUGAAGAUGUGAGGGGCCUCAUUGCUCUGUAUGAAGCAUCCCAGCUAAGUAUUAAAGGAGAAGAUGGUCUUCAAGAUGCAGGGUACCUCGGCUGUGAGCUCCUUCAUGCAUGGCUAUCAAGACAUGAAGACCAUGGUGAAGCUAAAUAUGUUGCAAACACUCUUCAGCAUCCGCUUCACUAUGGAUUGUCAAGAUUCAUGGAUAAAAGCAUCUUCCUCAAUGAUUUCAAGGCCAAGAACGAAUGUAGUUUUUUAGAGGAACUUGCUAAAAUCAAUGACAGCAUACUUAGAUUCAUGAACAAGAAUGAAAUAAUUGAAGUUUCCAAAUGGUGGAAAGAGCUUGGACUAUGUGAAGAUGUGAAGUUUGCUAGGUAUCAACCUCUUAAAUGGUACAUGUGGCCCAUGGCAUGCUUUACAGAUCCAAGGUAUUCAGACCAAAGGAUUGCGCUCACUAAACCAAUCUCUCUAAUCUACAUUAUUGAUGACAUUUUCGAUGUUCAUGGGACAUUAGACCAGCUUACAGUGUUUACAGAUGCUGUUAACAGGUGGGAAUUGACUGGUACAGAGCAACUUCCAGACUUUAUGAAAAAUUGCUUGAUUUCUCUUUAUGACAUUACCAAUGAUCUUGCUGAAAAUGUCAACAAAAAGUAUGGGUUCAACCCUAAAGAUACCUUUAAAAAAUCGUGGAUGCGAUUAUUGAACGCUUUCUUGAAAGAGGCACAUUGGUUGAAUUCUGGUCACUUGCCAAAGGCAGAGGACUACUUGAACAAUGGAAUUGUGAGCACAGGAGUGCAUGUGGUUCUUAUUCAUGCAUUUUUCCUCUUGGAUAAUGCUAUAACUAAGGAAAAUGCAGCUAUCAUGAACGACAACUUUCCAAACAUUAUAUAUUCCGUCGCUAAUAUUCUUCGUCUUUCAGAUGAUUUAGAAGGAGCUAAGAGUGAAGAUCAAAAUGGUCUUGAUGGGUCGUAUCUUGAUUGCUACAUGAGUGAGCACCAAGACAUUUCAGCUGAAGAUGCACAGAGGCAUGUUGCUCACUUGAUUUCAAAUGAAUGGAAACAUCUCAAUCGAGAAAUCUUGACCCCGAAUCAAUUUACAGCAUCAUUUAAAACCUUCUGUCUCAAUGCUGCUAGAAUGGUACCUCUCAUGUACCAUUAUCGCAGCAAUCCAAGCCUCUUUAAUCUGAAGGAACAUGUCAAGUCACUGGUUAAUGUUGGUGUUGGGCACAAGUAGUGAGUGCACCCUCAAAGGCUAUGACUUGUUAUCCAAUAAUUCAUGGCAGAUUAAGUAGUUUAUUUCAAUAAUGUGGAGCACAUCAUGUUCUUUUAUGA